AUGGCUGAAAGAACAUCGGUUGUCGUAGAACAACUGAAAGCAGCUGGAACCGAGGUUUCAAAACAAGUGCCACCUCUACUGAAGCUUGGUGAAUGGUAUUUGAACACGGCUAAGACAACAGCAAAUGGAGCUGAUUUCACAAAAGCCGCCGGGCUUUUCAACGCUGCUCUUGUAAGAUCAAGAGUUGUUAAUGAUGAAACGAAAUACUUCGAGGAAUCAUUGAGACCUAUCGCGAACUUCUGUUGACUAUAGCAAAUGAUGAAACUAGAUGACUCAAGAUGAGAUUCGGAAUGAAAUAAGCUCUCAUAAGGAAUGGAUUGCGGACGAGAGACGGGUCAUCAAAGAGCGUGUUGAUGAAAUUGAUUCCUGGUUUAAAACAAAUGAUAAAACUGAGGAACAAUAUGAGGUAUUUAUAAAUUAGAAAUAUUUAUGUGGUGGAAGUGAUCAUAUUUUCUGAGGGGCUUUGCCCCGAGGAAGAUGUCAUCACUGAGGGAAAUAUUACGCCGAAUUUCCCGAGCAGAGGGUCUAUAAAUGAUAUAUUAUACCGAAAGUUAAAGAACUCACUAAGUUCAGAAUAAACUUUAAAACUUGCCGAAUAUUAACUAUGCGAAUACAAUUUUUAUUUUCUUGUGUAUACUUGAAUUUUCGACGUUUCCUCUUUAGAAUAUUUGAGCAUGUAUCCUUUGGAUCAUUAAAGGUAAUAUACGUCUUGAAAUUCUUUGGUUAAAUCAAAUCUUCUGUGCGAAAUUACAAACAUCAGCUCGCGAACGCCAUAUUGUUUCAGAGCGUGGUGUCCACGCGUCAUGUGUGAGAUACUAUAAUAUCCCACGGUAGAUACUAUAAUAUCCUCACGCUGCAUUGCGAAAUCAUGAAUUUGAGUGAAAUACCGUAAAAAAUCACAUUAUCACGUGGUACAAAUGCUGUUUUUUCAUUGGACAAUUUGAAUUUGAGAUAUAAUAUUCAUAAUUAUUUUUAAACUUUAUUCCUUGUUUUGAUUGGUAACAGCCGCUGACUAAUUUAAGGAGUACUGUCUGUGACUUUAUUUCUGUGGGAUAAUUAACACUUAUUUCAGUGUUAUUUACUGGGAGCGAGGGAAGUAAAUAAUAAGUGAACCUAAAUACCUUUGCGCCGCAAAAAAUAAAUCUUUUUUUAUUUCUAUACCUAGCUGCACGCUCAAAUAACUUUUGCUACAUAGAUUAAAGAUUAACGUAAAUUUUGACAUAUAAAUAGCUGCAUUUCAACAUGAGCUCCACCUUUGAAUUUACUAUAUGAUUAAAUUCUUAAACACGUCCAAAUUUAUCAUUAUGACAUUUUCAAGAUUUUCCAAAAAUAAUUUUUAAAAAAGUUUUUAAAAAGUUUUAAAACAGUUUUAAAAAGAAAAAAAAAAGUUUAAAAAGUUAGAUUUUCAAAAAAGUUUAAAAAGUUAGGGUUAAGGGUUAGUGGUUAGGGGUUAGUGGUUGGGGUUAGGGUUAGGGGUUAGAUGCCGCGAAUUUAUUAUUAUGAUAAAUUCAAAAUUUGCCGGGAAUUUAUCAUAAUGAUAAAUUCGGACGUGUUUAAGAAUUUACUCAUAUAGUAAAUUCAAAGGUCGAGCUCAUGUUGGAUAUUCUUGACUUAUUCAAAAACAUUUCUCAUUUUUCUUGGAGAUAUAUGUAUUUUCCGUCGUUUAUCACAACAAGUACUUCAUAGUUUACUCAAUCGAAUGAAACAAAUCCGCCAAACAAAGUUUUAACGUAAAAACAUGCUAAUUUAACGCGGUCAAAAUAAAUGACAAAACCGUUAUAUAUAAUUCGCAAUUGAAAUCUAUUUCAUGCUUCAAACUCGUUCAUCUCAUCAGGCAAACAGUCAGAAUUAAAUUGGGAAACGUAUAAAGUUUCUAUAAACGUAAAUGGCAGUUAUACACAAGAUGACAAGGACAUAUUUAUUACGUAAAAGGCCUUUAACGCUGAAAAUGUAACAAAAUUAUUGAUAAAAACCUCCAUGUGGUGAGUUUGUUUCUAUGCUGUCCAUAGCAACAAAAGAUUUUGGCAAUUAAGAAUAAGGUGAAAAAACGCUUAAUUUUAAGAAUCACAUUGAUAUCGACCAUAUUCUGCCAGACGCUCCGUUCUCCCGUCGCGUCCUCCCCAAGCAGCCCCGCGCGCUCGCUUGGCUUAGCCACUGGUCUAUAUAUAAUAUCUGAAUAGCUUUAUAAUAUUUUAUAAUAUAGCAUUUGUAAAUUCUGAACGCUGAUCAACAGGGGAAAUUUUCCGCCGCUUGUUAACACGGAAAUUCUUCUUAUUCUUCGGGCUUUUGACAUUGCUAUAUUAUAAAACAAAUAUAAAACAUUUUUCCGUAUUGAUAUAUAGUUAUAUCAACACUCGUGGAAGUUGGGAAAACUCGAAAUUGUGUGAAAACACUCCGCGCUUCGGGCGUCGUGUUUCUACACAAUUUCUCGUUUUCCCAAAUUCCACUCGUGUUGAUAUAACUGUAUAUCAACACGGAAAAUGUUUUAUAUUUGUUAAAUAUAACACAAUAGCAGUGCCUGGGUACGAGGCAGGGUAGAUAACCAAUCCAACACCGUGGUUACAUGUCACUGUAAGUUUUUCUAGAGGAACAGAUGGGCCUCUAAGUACUGCGCUUCCAGGCCUAGGUUGAGUUUGGAACGACAAUAGACGGAGUCAACACGUUGUCGAGACGUUUGAAUUGUUGUUUUCACUUUAACGGCUUUUACGUUGAAAUAUGGGAUGGAACUAAACAAAUAAGGUGCAAUAUGGUCCCAAUUGCCUGGUAAAUUGUGUUCAUAUAUUUUAAGGCAUUUAGUCCUAUACUUGAGAGCUUGCACUCCGUAUUUCAGCGUAAAAACCGUUAACGUUAAAUACAUUUGUUAUCAAAACAAGAAAUCAAACAUCUUGACAACGUGUCGACCCGCCUUGACAACAUUCACAACUGACGUCACAAACUAUUGUUUUGAGACUACAAAGCUUUCGACAAAACUAUUGCCGUUCCAAACUCAACUGGGAAGCGCAGUAACAGGGAAACAAGUAGAGCCCCGUUUAGAUCAGUCAACUUGUUGGGUACAUUGAAUCCUAGUUGGUUUGGAGACCAACUAUUUGUAAUAGAUAUUCAACUAGUGGAAUUGACUGACCCAUUGAGUAUCUAGAUCAGGAUCAAUUUAUAUACUUUGAUCCUGAUUUUUUCCAAAAGAACAGCACUUCCCUUCCAUUAUUUAUUAAUUUUUUUUUCAAACAACUUAUUUACAGAUGUACUGGUAAAAUUUAUAACUAUGAUGAUGUAAGCAUUGGUUGAAUUGAACAUGACAUAUAAUUAUGUAUUAUCUCUAGCUGUGGGGAGGUGCGCGUUUUUUUUUCAAUCUAUCUUGUAGCCAAUGGUAUAGGUCGUGUAUGGCGUAAAUUGAAAUUCUUGGUAAAUAUUCGUAACAAACUAAAAUAACAAUCAAACUGUUUUCUCGUUCUGUGUUAUUGAACAAAUAUCAAUUGGUUCUGUUUCAGAUCAAAGCAGAUAAGAUGCAUGAAGUUUUUCAAGACAUUCAAGAUAUGUUCGUCAGGCUAGUAUCAAUGUUAGCGAAAGAAUGUGAAAGCAGAAUUGGCCAACCACCAUGUGGCUAUGCCAUUAUUGCUCUUGGUUCAGUAGCGCGAGUCGAAGCAACACCCUUUUUAGAUUUGGAAUUUGUCAUCCUAUACUCAGACCCAACUAUAGGGGACAAGAUAAGUUACUUUCGAGUACUGACCCAUUUUCUUCAUUUGAAAGUCGUCAAUCUUGGGGAGACUAUCCUACCAUCUUUGGGGAUUGAAGAGCUCAACGAUUUUCAGUCAUCGAAUCCGAAUGGCAUUUGGUUUCAUGACUCGGAAACGCCUCGAGGAAUUUCGUUUGAUGGAGCAAUGCCAUGGGCGUCCAAAACCCCGCUGGGAAGAAUGGCAACCAAGAAUAAACCUGCAUUAGAGUUGAUCAGAACACCAGAACAAAUGGCUGAAUUUCAAGAUGAAGAAUUUGCUUUAAAAGAAGGUUACCAUUUAGGUAAGGUGAUCUAUCUUAUACAUGGUGACAGUCAUGCAUGGUUGUUUGAUUUCUAUGGGUCAAAACGCCGACUAAUUAUUCUCUUCUGUACUUCAGACAUUUUUUGGCUCUAGGUACACAAGCAGUUAAGGGGCUUAGAGGCUUAGUACUCUCUUUACGCUAGUCAGCAUUCAGUUGCUUUCACCAGUAGCAUCAUUGGCUUUCUUUACUAAUGGAACAUUACUCGUUACGGGAAAAAUUCCUGCUAAACGAAAGGUUAACUUCAUCCCUUACCCUGAAGAUGUUAUUUCUAGCCAUCUUAAACCUCAAUGUACUAGCUGUUAAUUUAUUUUCUUCAGGUUACCAUGCAAAGUUUGUUUUAUAUUUAGUUUAUUUUAUAUUAAGUACUAUUUUUAUUAUAUUUAGCGGAUAUUGUGUCCAGGACUUCAUUAUUUUGUGGAAUGCAAGUAUUACUGGACGAAUACAACGACCGUGUGACUGAAAAAUUAACUACUAAAUCACGUGUAGUAAAAGGCAAAACGAAUCCGACAAUUGGCUGCAUGCGAGGAAUUCGUCAAAUGAGGGAUGAUAACGACACAUAUGCACCCUUUGGUUCCCAUCUAGGAGCAAGUCUUGACACUGGAGGUAUAUUUGAUGCGAAGAAGGAGUUCUAUCGUCUCAUCUCGCUACUUCUUUCAGAUUUGGGACUGAUAUUUGACAUAAGAUCUCCCUCACCUUGGCAAGUAAUUUCUGAGUUGGUGUCCCAGAAAAUCAUCGAUGAAUCGGAAAAUGCUAGGUUUAAAGUGUGUUUAUCGAUUGCUAACGAAAUACGGCUGAAAACGUGCAUUGGAAAUAAUGGACAGAAAGAAGUAUUCUCUCCCGUUCCUUUGAGCAACACGGAACAAUCCAUCGAUGACACUACAUUUGUCGAUUUUGAUGAGGAUACUGUAGUCCGUCUCCUAAGCUCAAGCACUGAUAUUAGUAAACGCUGUCUUUACUUCACGUUGAAGUAUUUUCGAUUGUACGAAAUCGACACCAGUAUUUUUCGGAAGCAUGCCUUUCCUCCCUUGAACGCAUUUGUAAAGGGAGUUCUCUAUUAUCGCUUGCAAAAUUUCCCUAAAGCCUUGGAGUGGCUGGAAUUGAUUCCCAAGGAUAGUCCGAAAUAUUCGGAUUGUCUUGACUUUCAAGGCAUAAUCUAUGGAGA
Messenger RNA from Paramuricea clavata, 5194 nucleotides. NCBI's taxonomy places the organism in Eukaryota, Metazoa, Cnidaria, Anthozoa, Malacalcyonacea, Plexauridae. The record is from the annotation of a GenBank genome assembly.